AUGGAGGGAAAACUAGAGACGCUCUGGAACGAAGUCCGGGAGCUCAAUCUCAGCUCAAUCGAGGCCACCAACAUGUGGAUCGGCGACGACCGGUCAACGACGUCGUUUCAUAAGGAUCACUACGAGAAUCUCUACGCUGUGGUCACCGGACAGAAGCACUUCCCCGACGUGCAUCGGAUGCACAUAAGGGAGUAUCCGGCCGCUCAGUACUCGUAUUCUCCGGCCACCGGAGAGUUUGAGCUGGAAUUGGAGAGUCCGGCGAAGACUGUGCCUUGGUGUAGUGUUGAUCCUUAUCCUGCUCCUGAGGACAGAGAAGAGGAGCUGGCAGAGUUUCCUUUGUUCUUCAAUGGUCCUAGGCCGUUUCGCUGUACGGUUAAUCCAGGAGAGAUGCUCUACUUGCCAAGUACGUGGUUUCAUCAUGUUAGUCAAAGCCCGGAUAGCAGAGGAAGACGUAUUGCUGUAAAUUAUUGGUAUGAUAUGCAGUUUGAUAUCAAGUAUGCUUAUUUCAACUUCUUGCAAUUUCAAUGUCCAUCGAUCGAGAGUUAAAAGCUGGCGGAGACAGUGCAGGAGGGUUUAGAUUCUGAUGCACAGAAAACUGAAGAUGAAUGA
This is a messenger RNA of Argentina anserina (silverweed cinquefoil), 609 nucleotides long. Its product is annotated as lysine-specific demethylase JMJ32. NCBI's taxonomy places the organism in Eukaryota, Viridiplantae, Streptophyta, Magnoliopsida, Rosales, Rosaceae. Gene Ontology annotation, molecular function: 2-oxoglutarate-dependent dioxygenase activity. The record is from RefSeq and is a predicted model, not a curated record.